AUCCAGCACUUUUGUGUUGCAUUGUUUAAAAGAUAAAUACAAUCCGAGGUCGAAAAUGAAAGUGUGAUAUUUGACAUUGCAUGCUGCAAAUUCUCUACACCAAACAUAAGCUCGAAUAAAAUGCAUAUUAAUUUACAGGCUCUAAGUUUAGUCCGGAACUUUAGUGGGAAAUAAGCAUAAACGCGACGGUUACUCAUUUGCAUCAGAUCAGCCUCGGCGCGCUUCCUUCUCCUCCUCCUCCUGAGAACAAAGAAACUUGGAGUCAGGAGGCCUUUAUUCCUAAAUGAAAAGCAGAAACAAAUGUGAUGCAGAGAGAACAGAACUAAUGCGCAUCUGCCGCUGUCUCGCAACAGGCUGCGGAGCAGAGCGCAGCGGAACAUGAAUCUCGCCUCGCUGUAGCACGGACACCCUGCGGUCUGUCACUAACAGACAGCCACAUGUGGACACCUUUUAGGCGCGCCGGGUAUUUGUGUACACUAGGAUGUUGAUGUAAGGGGGGAAGAGGGCGGUGAAAGUGUGCCGGGCCGGGCCAGUGUCGGGCGCAGCUGCUCUCGCUCUCAGCUAAGCGCCUCACACGUGCAGAGAGGACUGUAGUGCGUAUCGGACACGAUUGGAGACCCUCCGCGCACUUGCUGCCAGCUUUGGUGAUGCCAUGCCCAGGAACCACAGCGGAGACGAAGGCGGAGGCGGAGGUGGAGGCAGCGGGCUCUGGAUGAGAGCAUCACCCAGGCAUCAUAACGAGGGCUACGGCGUAAAAGAUGUGGAGUCCGGACGAAAGAUGAUGAUGAACAACGCGGGAGAUGGGUUGCUGUCCCCUUCUGCCACCACCACCACAGCCAGCGGCGGCACCAACGCCGCUGGCGGUCGCGGCUCGGACAGCCUGGCAGGGAAGCAGGGAGCUCGACUCAGCCUCCUGGGAAAGCCGCUGGUGUACAGCGCCCAGAGCGGCCGAAGAAACGUGCGCUACCGGCGGCUUCAAAACUACCUAUACAACGUCCUGGAGAGACCCAGAACCUGGGCGUUCAUCUACCACGCUUUCGUGUUCGUCUUGGUAUUCACCUGCCUGGUCCUUUCUGUGUUCUCAACCAUCCCUGCUCAUCAGGACACCUCCUCCAAAUGCCUACUAAUUCUGGAGUUUGUGAUGAUCGUUGUGUUUGGUUUGGAGUAUAUCAUACGCAUCUGGUCGGCAGGAUGCUGCUGCCGCUACAGAGGAUGGCAGGGCCGUCUGCGCUUCGCCAGGAAGCCCUUCUGUGUCAUAGACAUCAUAGUGCUGAUCGCGUCAGUGGCAGUGGUGUCGUCGGCAGGCAGCCAGACCAACAUGUUUGCCACCUCAGUCCUGCGCAGCUUGCGUUUCCUGCAGAUUCUUCGGAUGGUUCGGAUGGACCGAAGAGGUGGGACCUGGAAGCUGUUGGGAUCCGUUGUGUACGCGCACAGUAAGGAGCUGGUGACUGCCUGGUACAUCGGCUUCCUGGUUUUGAUCUUCUCUUCGUUCCUCGUCUACCUUGUGGAGAACAAGUUCAACAAAGAGUUUGCCACCUAUGCCGAUGCGUUGUGGUGGGGCACGAUUACUCUAACAACCAUCGGCUAUGGAGACAAGACACCAAAGACAUGGACAGGACGGAUGCUGUCCGCAGGGUUCGCACUCCUGGGUAUUUCCUUCUUUGCCUUGCCUGCUGGUAUUCUGGGCUCAGGCUUUGCCCUGAAGGUCCAGGAGCAGCACAGACAAAAGCACUUUGAGAAGAGGAGGAACCCUGCAGCCUACCUCAUCCAGUGUGUUUGGCGUAGUUAUGCAGCUGAUGAGAACUCGGUUUCCGUUGCUACCUGGAAGCCUCACUUGAAGGCGCUGCAUACCUGCAGCCCUACAAAGAAGGAUCAGGGAGAGUCAACCACCAGUAAAAUUCAUAGUAAUAAGCAGAAGCUACUGAGGAGUUAUACCGCUCGGAAACAUAGCCAAAAGUUAAGCUUCAAAGAGCGUGUGAGGAUGGCGAGCCCCCGCGGUCAGAGCAUCAAGAACCGCCAGUCGUCCUCUGUGAACGACCGGCGUUCUCCAGUGGCCCACGGUGGCACAGAGAGCACCAGUCCUGCCAAGGUUCAAAAGAGCUGGAGCUUCAACGACCGCACGCGCUUCAGACCUUCGCUCCGGCUCAAGAGUCAGUCCCGCUCCACCACUGACGCAGCAGACUCCGCUGUGACGGGGGACGAUGCCUUUGAUGACAAGGGCUGCCACUGUGAGAUCUCCGUGGAAGACUUGCUGCCCUCCGUCAAGACCGUCAUCCGAGCUGUCAGGAUCAUGAAAUUUCACGUCGCAAAGAAGAAGUUUAAGGAGACUCUGCGUCCGUAUGAUGUCAAAGAUGUGAUUGAACAGUACUCUGCCGGUCACUUGGACAUGCUGUGCCGCAUCAAGAGUCUGCAGACCAGGGUGGACCAAAUCCUCGGGAAGGGACAGGUCACUCUGGACAAGAAGAUACGAGAGAAGUUGCUGUCUGAUGGAGACAUGUUGGAGGACAUGAGCAUGCUGGGUCGUGUCUGUAAGGUGGAGAGACAGGUUCAGUCAAUCGAGUCAAAGUUGGACUCUCUGUUGGACAUUUAUCGUCAGGUUUUGCGUAAAGGCUCCUCUUCGGCUCUCACUCUCUCUUCGCUGCCCCUGUUUGAGCUGGAGCAGACCUCUGACUACAACUCUCCGGUCUUUAGUAAGGACCUCUCCGGCUCCACUCAGGUCAGCUGUGGCGGAGCGCUUCCCCCGAGCGGCUACGCCACACGCUCAUCAACCAACUCCCAGCUCUCGCAGGGAGGGCUUCACCUCAUUCUAGCGCCUCAGAACGAACUCAACCUUAAUCUCCACGCCUCGUCGUCCACGCCUCCCUCGGGCCUCGCAUCUUCCCCUUUUAGCCCCUCGCCGCUGCCUCAUUAUCAUCAUCAUCUGCAACAUCAUAAACAGGUUCAGGCCACGUCACCUGAAAGUGGCACCGACGAGGCUGUGGGGAGCUCCCCCACUGUCCUCACCCCGAACAGUACCAGCAGUUCUGGGGGCCGGGGAGUAGGAGAUGAAGGCUUUCCUCUUUUGGCAAGGCUUCCGCCGCCCCCUUCCAGACAAACCGCCGGCCCCGGCAAACUGAUCCAAGGGACCUCUAGAGAGACUUCUCCUGAAAUCAAGAGCUUCUGCAGAGGUCUGCAUAGCCACACGGAAGACAGUAACGUUGGGAAGGACCUUGGACUUGAGUUUGGAUUGAGCACAUUAGGGCAGCAGCUACAAGGGAACACGAAUGGUACUGGCAGGCUUAACGCAAAGGAAGAAGGCUGCUGGAGGAGGCAUAUGAGUCUCGAGCUGGAGCCACUCGUGCCAUCAGCGCCAGGUUGUUGCUCGAGGCCCAUCCAUAUGGACCAGGGAAUGGGCAAAUCCAUGUCAGUGCAGGACCUGGUACAGGUAGGUCCUGUUCAUGAUGCACACCAAAGCCACAGUCUUUCAUCUCCAAGUCCAAGUACAAGCAGUGACUCUCCAACAGGCUUCAACAGUUGUUGCCAAGACCUUGGGGGAGAGAGUGGCGGUACAAGAAGAGGAUGUUGGGGCGAGGAGGACCUCUUUAUCAGUGACAGGGACAUGGAGGGGCAAGGGUUCGACUUUUUGUCACAGGGGACAUCUGAGGCUCGCUCGUUUUCUUCUGAGCGCCUGAGGACAGCAGAUAGAGCGGGGGCAGGGACCCAGGACUCUAACCGGAGCCUGGCGGGUGGUCCGUCAUCGUCAGCCUCCACUGGCAACGUCGAACUGCUGAACAUGCCGCACGUACCGCACGUACCGCACGUACGGCUAAAAUAGACCCACUAAACAUUUGGAAGAAACACAAAUCUCACCUCAGAGACUGUUUUUUUUUUUUUUUUUUAAUCUUUUUUGGAGGGGAGAUUGACGGGUGGGUGGGAAUUUCACAUGGGGUCUUGUCUUCUUUUGUUUAUUUUUUAUCUCGAUUCUCUUGAUAGGAUUCUGUUUUUUUCAUACAGGCUAAUCAUGUUGGCAUGAGUUACUCUGUGUUUUAAUGUGUGUUUGAUGGAUCUGAGAUAAAAGACGAAUGCCAAAAAAAAAGGAGAAAACGAUUUUUGAAUUAAAUGAAGUAGUGGAUGGGUCGAUGUGCUAAGUAGCAUGAACUGCAUGUUUUCAGUAAAGCACAGAUAAGAAACUACACCUACAAGCAUGGCCACCCACCACCUUAAUAGUUUAUUGUGAGUUAAAAAGCUUGUUGUGGUCCAUGACAGGUGAGAAACGUGGGCAUUUUUUUUUUUUUUUUUUUAAUAAAAUCAUAACUAGGAAGCCAGAUCUCUGCAAGUAAUUGAUCUGACCUGUGUUCGUUCUGUGGGUCACAGGAAAUACAUAUUUCAUGAAAUCCACACAUUUUAGGCCUCUUUUUGAAUCAUGUUCAUUGAACAAUCCAGUUACAAAGUGUGCACAUCUCUGAUAAAAUGCUAGCUUUUUGUGUUGAUAAAAACUGAGACCAUAAAAAAUUCCUUUCUGAAAAUUUCAACAGUGCAACUGAAAAAAAACCCAACAUUUCUACUUCUGAGUGAAAAUCUAAAACAUUUCCUGGUGCAAAAUUGUGCACACCCUCUAAACUUUUAAAAUUUAGAGGUUAAAAGUCCCUUGAUUCAGUUUCAAUUUGGAAGAACAGGCUAAGGCCAAAAAAAAAAUAAAAAUGAUGGUCCAAAUCCUUCACGUGUCUGAAAGAAAACCUAAGAUAUAGAGAGAUGUCAUUUUUCAGCAUCACAGUCAAACCACUGCACAUGCAAAUCAACAAAUGAAUGACUGCUCUUGAAUGAAACCUUUUGGAAUAGCCUAGCAGAAGUCCUGAACUCAAAAAGAGUAUUUGUAGGAUCAUCUGUAGACGGUUGUAGACAAGAAAUGUUCUCACGGUCUGACAUUUCACAUUUGAAGACUUUUUCAACUUAGAGCAGGCCUGCGUUGUUGUUUUCUCAAGCAUGGCAUGAAUCAAAUUCAUCUAAGUAUGUUUUAUAUUUCUCCUCUGACGUAUUUGUUUUUCAGUGGCAUUGGUCGGGAUAUAAGUGAAAAUACAUUGGGACACAUUUUUGAAAAGAUUCUUCAUGGUCUCAUUUUUUUACAUCACAAAGUACCCUGCAAAAAUAAUGAGUGGGACUUUACCUUUAUGUCUUCACUGUGCAAUUUGUAGUGAGCAACUUACUUCAGAAUCUCCUGAGCAAAACUGAACAGUAGUAAGCAGGCCUUCUUACAUCAAAAUGUAAGAUCUUUUUUUUAAUGGCAUUUAUUAGCAGUUUUUUUCUAAAAACCCUUCAUGAAUUCAUUCAUGCAAAACACAGGAGCAGAACUGCACAGCCAAUCUCCAUAA
Molecule: messenger RNA, 5348 nt
Organism: Poecilia latipinna (sailfin molly)
Lineage: Eukaryota; Metazoa; Chordata; Actinopteri; Cyprinodontiformes; Poeciliidae
Gene: kcnq5b
Product: potassium voltage-gated channel, KQT-like subfamily, member 5b
Exons: 15
Coding region: 653-3814 (1053 amino acids)
Biological process (GO): potassium ion transmembrane transport
Cellular component (GO): membrane; voltage-gated potassium channel complex
Molecular function (GO): voltage-gated potassium channel activity
Source: RefSeq, a predicted model, not a curated record